Molecule: messenger RNA, 1772 nt
Organism: Gossypium raimondii (Peruvian cotton)
Lineage: Eukaryota; Viridiplantae; Streptophyta; Magnoliopsida; Malvales; Malvaceae
Product: protein ROH1
Exons: 1
Coding region: 220-1371 (383 amino acids)
Source: RefSeq, a predicted model, not a curated record
ACACUGACUGAGUGCCAAGUCAGGGCUCCAAAGAAGGAAGAAAGAACGGGUCGUCGUCCCCGACAAUUCCACCUCCAUAAAUUUCGCUCCCGUUAUUUAACUCCCUAACCCCUUCUCCUUUUUAACCUUAAACACCGUCCCUUUUCCCCAUCCCACUCCCUGUUUCUUCUUCCCUUCUUUUCAUUGGCUUUCAAUUUAUCCAAAUAUCUUCCAACUAAGAUGACGGGAACCGACCAAAGCUCCUUCUUGGGACGAAUCAGCAUCAGGCGGAACCAAGUCAACGCCAUGGAAGGGUACCACGAGCAAGAGAUUGAAGACCUAGAGCUUUUCCAAAGGCAGCUCUCCGAUCGCUUUACCGAGCUCUUAUCUGCCCCCGACGACGCCCCCACUGAAGCCUUUCUCUCUAUUUCCUGGAUACGCAAGCUGCUCGACGUGUUCCUUUGUUGCGAAACCGAAUGCAAGGCAAUUCUCUUGAUGGAACGGGACGCGGCUCAGAUCUCCAAACCCCCUCUCGAUCGCUUGAUUCCCGAACUUCUCGAACGCGUCGUUAAAGCUAUGGACAUUUGUAAUGCGGUAACCAACGGGGUGGAGUUGGUCAGGCAUUGCCAAAAGCUGGCGGAGAUUGCCGUUUCGGCUUUGGAACAAAAACCUUUCGGUGAAGGACAAGCGAGGAGGGCCAAAAAAGCGUUGGUUUCACUAAUGUCGGCAAUGCACGUCGACGACAAAGAAAGCUCCGUUCAGAAAACGGCGGAGCGGAGCUGGUCGUUCGGCCGCCGAAGUGGUAAUAAAGAUCGACACCAUGGACAUUACAGGUCACUUUCUUGGCAGGUAGCCAAGCAUUGGUCAGCAUCCAAACAGAUUCACGCCAUGACCAUGAACCUCGCUGCUCCACGUGGACCGGAGGCCUCCUGUUUGCCCGCCCCGGUUUACAUACUGAGCUUGAUUAUAGUUUUUGUUAUGUGGGUAUUGAUUGCUGCGAUACCUUGUCAAGAGAGGAGCGGUUUGACAACUCAUCUUCCGAUUAAUAAGCACGUGAACUGGACCCAUAGUCUGGCCGGUAUACAUGAUAAAAUCGGUGAGGAGUGGAAGAAGAAGGAGAAGAAAGGGAUGGCUGGGUUGUUAUACGAGAUGCAGAAGAUGGAGAAACUCGGCCAGAGUUUGAUUGAAUUCACUGACUCAUACCAGUUCCCCGGAGAGAAAGAGAAAUCGGACGAAGUGGCUGCACAAGUGGCGGAGCUGGCGGAGGUUUGUCGGAGAAUGGAUGAAGGGUUGGUGCCUUUGCAGAUGCUGAUUAGGGAAGCGUUUCAUAGGUUGGUAAGAAACAGAACUGAGUUUCUCGAUGUGUUGGAACAAGGUGCCCCGGUCGUGUAACUAUGUCGGGCAUUUUUGUCGGUCAAUCUUUUGGUCCGAACAAGGCCUUGAAGGUUGUUCCCCCCCCCCCCCUUGUUUUAUUUUUUAAUUUAACACCGGCUUCAGGCUCCAGAGUCCAGGCUUCAGCCACUAUGGUUGUGGUGAAGCAAGCAUUUUCUUUGUGAAAUGUAGGCUUCUUUUUUUUUUUGGUUAGCUUUGGCCGUUUGUUUAAUAUGUUGACUAUGAUUUGAGUACAGAAGCUUUGAGGGAAAUGUAAAUACGCAAACUACUAUAUAACAUUUUUGUAUUCAAGUGAGAGUUUCUUACUUUGCAGAAAGUACAUGUAUGUUGGAUUGACAUUUUCAUAUGUUCUUGUUGGUCAAUUUGGAAAUGUGAAACAUGCUUGAUCUUCUUUAAGGCAA